CCAAGAACUCAGGCCGGUUAUCCUUUUGAUACUUUAAGAAAUUCUUCACGGAACAACUAUCAAAUAAUUUCGCAGCCUGUGUCGUUUCCUAUCAUAUUACCUGAACAACUAUCAAAUAAUUUCGCAGCCUGUGUCAUUUCCUAUUAUAGUACCUGCCCAUUCGUUCGAUCCAUCGUAUCAAACUAAACGGGGUUUGGAAUUCCAAGGUUGAUUGGGCAGCUCAGCUCCUCUAUUUGGUAGCUGUGUUGGCGUAUAAAACAUUUGUUACGACUCUUGAUUCCAUAAAAAACCAUUAAAACACUCUUCAAUUUCAUUCCAUCUUUACUCACCCAGAAGGAGAUACGCAAUGGGCAUGGAUUUGGGAAACAUAGCAACGAGGUGGAGAUCAUUGCAGGGCAGCAACAAUUGGGAAGGUCUAUUAGACCCCCUCGAUUUAGACCUCCGUAAGAACAUACUCCUCUACGGAGACCAUGCGCAGGCGACCUACGAUGCCUUCAACGACAAUCGCCACUCAAAAUACGCGGGCAGCAGCAGGUACGGCAAGAGCAGAUUCUUCGACCGACUGGGCUUAAAGUCCACCUGUGGCUACGACGUCUCACGUUUCCUAUACGCCACAUCAAAAAUGGACGGACCGGGGGCCAUGGUUAUAAAGCCCUUGUCGCGCGAAGCCUGGAGCUCCGAGUCCAACUGGAUGGGCUACGUGGCCCGAACUACGGACGCCGGUGCGAAUCUGUACGGGCGGCGAGAUAUAACGGUUGCGUGGAGAGGAACGGUCCAGGCAUUGGAGUGGGCGGAGGAUUUCAAUUCCGGGCAAGUCCCGAUUUCGAGUCUCCUUCCGGAGGAGAGAACAGAACUGGACGAGAGGGACGUUGAGAAGCUGGUGAGAAGGGGGGCAGCCAAGGUUCAGCAAGGGUGGUAUGAAAUCUAUACGUUGGCAGAUCCCAAGUCGCCCUUCAAUAAGAGGAGCGCAAGGGAACAGGUUUUGCGGGAAGUGAAGCGCUUGGUGGAGCUCUAUAAAGAUGACCCACAUGAUUUGAGUAUCACUUUAACUGGCCAUAGCCUGGGGGCUGCUCUCGCAACGCUCUGCGCAUUUGAUAUCGUUAUAAACGGGUUGAAUAGAUCUAAAGAGGGAGAAUCUUCGAUUCCUGUGACUGUGAUUGGCUUCGCCAGCCCAAGGGUGGGGAACUCUGAAUUCAAGCAGAGCGUGGAGAAAUUGCUUCCUGAGCUUAAAAUACUGCGCGUUACGAAUUCCCCUGAUUUGGUCCCUCUGUGUCCCAUGGUUGGGUAUGUGGAUGUUGGCGUGGAGAUUCGAAUUGAUACUCGCCAGUCGCCAUUCCUUAAAGGUUUUGGGGAUGCCGUUUGUUGGCAUAAUCUGGAGGCGUAUUUGCAUGCUGCGGCGGGCACGCAGGGGAAGGAAGAUUUUAAGCUGGUGGUGGAUCGAGAUAUUGCUCUGGUGAACAAGUGGGUGGAUUGGCUGAAGGAUGAAUACUUGGUCCCUCCCUCAUGGUGGAUUGAGAAGAACAAGGGCAUGGUCCCGGGCGCUGAUGGGCACUGGCGCAUGGCCCAGCCCUUGGACCACGAUAUUCCUCACCCUGAAGAUGACGAUGACGACCUAGACUAAUGCACCCAUCAUAAGUCGCUACAAAUCAAGUAAAAAAAAACUCCACUGAUUCAAAAUAUCUAUGUUUUUAAUGCAGUUAAUUGUUCCUUCUAAACAACACAUAUUACUACACAUAUUACUAGGGAAUGGCUAUCUAGUCUUAUAAUGUAUCAAACAUCUAUUAUAAUGUAUUUAUAAUAAAAGAUAGUGAUGUCUUGAUGCAUUCUAGGAGUUGGAUAGUCGUUGCUAAAACAACAAUCUUUCUAAUAGAUUAUCAAUUAAAAAUCAACUUAUUCAAAACUCUUUUGAUAUUCAAAAUAUCUAUAUUUUUAAUCUAGUAAAUUGUUCAUUUACCUUCUAAAAAGUGGGGUAAAAAAAUAAAAUCUUAUCACAUAAG
Messenger RNA from Cryptomeria japonica (Japanese cedar), 1997 nucleotides. Its product is annotated as phospholipase A1-II 1. The record is from RefSeq and is a predicted model, not a curated record. Gene Ontology annotation, molecular function: glycerophospholipid phospholipase A1 activity. Bases 347 to 1621 code for a protein of 424 amino acids. NCBI's taxonomy places the organism in Eukaryota, Viridiplantae, Streptophyta, Pinopsida, Cupressales, Cupressaceae. Gene Ontology annotation, biological process: lipid metabolic process. The transcript has a single exon.